This is a messenger RNA of Manihot esculenta (cassava), 928 nucleotides long. Its product is annotated as oxygen-evolving enhancer protein 3-2, chloroplastic. Gene Ontology annotation, biological process: photosynthesis; photosynthetic electron transport chain. Gene Ontology annotation, molecular function: calcium ion binding. The record is from RefSeq and is a predicted model, not a curated record. Bases 132 to 815 code for a protein of 227 amino acids. Gene Ontology annotation, cellular component: photosystem II oxygen evolving complex; chloroplast; photosystem II. The transcript has 3 exons. NCBI's taxonomy places the organism in Eukaryota, Viridiplantae, Streptophyta, Magnoliopsida, Malpighiales, Euphorbiaceae.
CCCGAAACCAAUCUACAUCACAAAAACGCAAAGCAAACAUGUCAAUACAAAAAAUCCAAUCCCAAAAAUAUAAUCUCCUUUAUUCCACACUUGAAAGCUAAACCAGAAAUCUAAACUCAGCCCAAGCAAAAAUGGCACAAGCAAUGGCUUCAAUGGCUGUCCUUGAAGGCAGUCUCCAAAUCAGUGGCUCAACUCGCUUGAACGUCCCUAGCAACAACACAAGGGUAGCUGUUUCCAGGCCUGGUCUCACUAUUAGAGCUUACCAACAGGUACCUUCUGCUGCUGAGCCUGAACCCAGCCGUCGAGCUGUGCUGGGUCUUGUUGCCGCUGGUUUGGCUUCUGGGUCUUUCGCUCAAGCGGUGCUUGCUGAAGCCCUUUCUAUUAAGCUUGGUCCUCCUCCUCCUCCCUCCGGCGGACUGCCUGGGACUUUAAACUCUGAUCAGCCAAGAGACUUGGAUCUACCAUUGAAGAAGAGAUUUUACCUGCAGCCACUUGACCCAGCUCAAGCAGCAGUGAGAGCCAAGGAAUCAGCCAAGGACAUUGUGGGUGUGAAGCCGCUCAUUGACAAGAAGGCUUGGCCCUAUGUUCAAAAUGAUCUCCGCCUUAGGGCUGAGUAUCUUCGCUAUGAUCUCAACACUGUUAUUGCUGCUAAACCCAAAGAGGAGAAGCAAACUCUCAAGGAACUCACUGGAAAGCUCUUCCAAUCCAUCAACGAUCUGGACCAUGCAGCCAAGAUUAAGAGCACCCCAGAGGCAGAGAAGUACUAUGCUCAGACUGUAUCUAAUCUGAAUGAUGUUCUUGCUAAGCUUGGUUAAGGGAAUUUAUGUAUUUUUAUUCUAAGCUUUGUUAAUCACUUUCUUUUGGAAUGCUGUUUGAAAAAGUGUAGUUGGAGAAGAAAUAAUCAACUUCUUACUUUUGUUUCAACCCA